Molecule: messenger RNA, 1085 nt
Organism: Porites lobata
Lineage: Eukaryota; Metazoa; Cnidaria; Anthozoa; Scleractinia; Poritidae
Source: the annotation of a GenBank genome assembly
AUGCGGCGCGUAUUUAAUGCUAAGCGAAAAAGGCAGAAAAAAAGACGUAAGGAAAGGAAAAAGGAAGAGGCAAGACAGGCCAGGGCUGCCGACAGAGAGAGAAGGAUUCAGCAACAGGCGGAACGUAUCGUACAAACUCGUGUUCAGAAAGGAGAGCUUAGAGUAGUCGAUAAAGAAGGGAGCGUUUCAAGGGCCGCGGCCGAAAAAUUGUGCGGGUCUACUCGUAAAAGAGCCAACCCUAGCCGUGCUUUCCUGGAAGAGGAAGGUCCCUCCAAGAAGGUCCUCCGGCGGCAAACACAGUCACGUGUUGUAUUAAAAGAAAUUUGUCCAGAUCAACUAGCAAUGAAAAACGUCCCCCUUGGCAGUGGCAGUUUCGGUUCAUGCUACCUGGCAGCAUACAGGGGCAUCGAUGUGGUUGUAAAAGAGUUUCGUAGAGGAACUAUAACAACGAUAGUAAAAAGGAAGCAGAGACGAGAGUGCGAGAGGAGCUCAUUUACGAGGCGUGCAUCAUGACCAAACUCGGCGACCAUCCCGGUCUUCCGCUUUUAUUUGGCGUUUGCUCAGAGCGGGCACCCUAUCGCAUAAUUAUGCAGUUUCAUGGGUCCCAGGACGGCAGUUCCAUGACCAUAGCAAAUGUUCUUGCCAAGAAACAAAUAACUGACAAGGCAACUUGGACAAGGGUAAUUUGCAAGACGGCGGUGGCUUUAUCUCGAAUCCAUGAAAAGGGGUUUUUACACAAUGACCUGAAAUCAGAUAAUGUUGUUAUUGACCACAGAAAUGGUACUUACAACCCGGUAGUCAUAGACUUUGGAAUAAGUGUCCCACUGAUUGGAGCAAGAGGGGCAAAAACUCUUUCACUGGAUAAACAAAGAACAUAUUCUAGGGAAUUUCCACAUAUUGCCCCCGAAAUUGUGGGAGGAUUCAGAGGCCAAAGCGUUGCCAGUGACAUUUUUAGUCUCGCAAAAAUUGCGGAGACAAUUUUUAGAAAAGCGGAACUGGGACACCUUCCUGUCUUGUUUGUUCAGGGCUUGAAUGUAGACCCAACAAAAAGGCCAAGUUUGGACAAAAUUAUAGCGAUCAUGUAA